Rhea pennata is the source of this 1811-nucleotide messenger RNA. Its product is annotated as zinc finger and BTB domain-containing protein 4-like. The record is from RefSeq and is a predicted model, not a curated record. Gene Ontology annotation, molecular function: DNA-binding transcription factor activity, RNA polymerase II-specific; protein binding. Gene Ontology annotation, cellular component: nucleus. Lineage: Eukaryota; Metazoa; Chordata; Aves; Rheiformes; Rheidae. The transcript is spliced from 4 exons. The annotation marks the transcript as partial. Gene Ontology annotation, biological process: regulation of transcription by RNA polymerase II.
UCCCCUGUCAGGACCUCGGGAGGGGGGUUGCUGGGGGGGGGUUGUUUCCGUGGCAACAGCUGGGUGACAUCCUCCCCCCCCCCAACUUCCUCCCCCGUCGCCGGGGGAACCGUGUCCUCCAUCGCCGGGGAUGUGAUCGGCUGUUGCCGCGGUGACGUCUGGGCUCCCCGUACCCCCCGAGCAGCGGAUGGAGGUACAGCUUGCCUGAGUGCUGACGGACUCCAGCGGGACUCUGGUCGCGCUCACACCCCCGCUAAUUCACAGCGGGCGACCGACUGUCCCUGACACAACCGCUGCCCAGGAGAAACAGGACUUCGCAGGCACGAGGAGGCCCUGCCGGCAGUGACCCCCCACCGAGGACCCCCGGAGCAACCACACCUAGUCCAUGAGGCCUCCGCUCACAGGUUCGCGCCGCGGGGAUGGCUCCGGUCGUGGAGGUGUCGGACGCGGGGCACUGCCGGUCGCUGCUGCUGGAGCUGAACGAGCAGCGCCUGCGCGGCCAGUUCUGUGACGUGACCAUCAUCGCCGAGGACACCAAAUUCCGGGCGCACAAGAACGUCCUGGCGGCCUCCAGCCCCUACUUCAAGGAAGCGUUGGCCGAGGGCCCGGCGUGCCGGGCGCCCGCCCACGUCCUCGAGCUUCCCGGCGUCCAAGCCGGCGUCUUCUCCGACGUCCUCAACUUCAUCUACAACUCGCGCCUGUCGGUGCCCACGGCGGCGGCCGCCCGCGAGCUGGGCGCCGUGGGCCGUCGCUUGGGCAUCCCUUGCCUGGAGGGUCUGGAGGCGGCGCCGGCGCCGGCUCCCGCCGACAUGAACGGUUCGUGGAGCCCCGGCGCCGCCGGCGCCUCCUCUUCCUCGCCUCCGUCGCCCGUCGACCUGACGUGCCCGGCGCGGGCAAGCCCGGCGGGCGAAGCGGCUUGCGCCGCCGCGCCGCCCGGUUUGCUCUUCGCCCUGCGCCCGGCGCCGUCCGGGGAGGAAACGACGACGACGGCGACGGCGACGGCGACGCUGCGCUGCGGUUUCUGCGGGCGAGCGUUCAGCACGGCGGCCGCCCUGGGCCUCCACGCCAAGCUGCACCGCGCUCGGCGCGCCUUGGCCUGCCGCCACUGCUCCAAGACCUUCAUCCACGUCAAACGCCUGCAGACCCACGAGGUGCUCUGCAAAGAGGCCGCCCAAAGCGCCCGGCACCCGCAGCAAGCCGCCGACACGCCGGGCGCCAAAGCGCCCGCCGCCAAGAAGGCUCCGCCGCCGCUGCGGCCCCGCGCCGACGCCGCCGACGCCGCCGAGCGCGACCACUUCGCCAAGGUGGUGGACGGCCACGUCAUCUACUUCUGCGCCGUGUGCGAGCGCUCCUACAUGACGCUCUCCAGCCUCAAGCGGCACGCCAACGUGCACUCGUGGCGCCGCAAGUACCCGUGCCGCUACUGCGACAAGGUCUUCGCCCUGGCCGAGUACCGCACCAAGCACGAGGUGUGGCACACCGGCGAGCGCCGCUACCAGUGCAUCUUCUGCUGGGACACCUUCGUCACCUACUACAACCUCAAGACCCACCAGAAGGCCUUCCACGGCAUCAGCCCCGGGCUCAUCUCCUCCGAGAAGACGCCCAACGGCGGCUACAAGCCCAAGCUCAACGCCCUCAAGCUCUACCGCCUGUUGCCCAUGCGCUCGCACAAGCGGCCCUACAAGACCUACAGUCAGAGCUUGGUGCCCGCCGGAUUGCUGUUGCCCGCGCGGCCGGAGGGGUUGAGCGGCGGUGGCACCGCGCCGGAGGCCGCCGAACCGCCGCGUUUCCUGCUGCCGGCGCCGCCGGUU